This is a messenger RNA of Pleuronectes platessa (European plaice), 2057 nucleotides long. It is a transcript of the gene dtx3la, whose product is annotated as deltex E3 ubiquitin ligase 3L a. The record is from RefSeq and is a predicted model, not a curated record. Lineage: Eukaryota; Metazoa; Chordata; Actinopteri; Pleuronectiformes; Pleuronectidae. The transcript has 6 exons. The coding region runs from base 163 to 741 and encodes 192 amino acids. Gene Ontology annotation, biological process: Notch signaling pathway; protein ubiquitination.
AGCUGCUAAACCAGCUGAGCAACUUCACACACCCAUUUAUCUUUCCUCUUUUUCUGUCUCAAGUCAUCAUGAACUAAACAUCUCAACUGCAGGACAGCACAGUCGAGGGACGGAAGAAAACAAGGGAAUUCCACUACAUUUGGUGAAGAGCCUUUCGACAGCAUGGGUGCUGGCCAGAGCAGCGACAAGUUCCACUGUAACCGCUAUCUGAAUGGAGAGGGACCUCCAUCACUGGUGCAAGAAGCUAAUGAUGGGGUGAAUAGAAAAUACAACGUACUAAAUGGCUACCAGCCAGAGGGCCAGAUGACCUGUGUAAUCCUACACAGAGCCCUGCCAGGAUUCCCUAAUGACAACACCAUACAGAUCAACUUCAUGUUUCCAGAUGGAAUCCAGACAGAAAAACAUCCUCACCCUGGCCAACCAUAUUCAGGUCUGCAUCUCUGUGCUUACCUGCCUGACAACCUUGAUGGCGGGAAGGUUUUCAAGCUGCUGGACAAGGCCUUUCAUCAGCAGCUCUUGUUCACUGUUGCUGCUUGUAAAGAUGGAGGGGACAUGGUCAACUCUUCCAUCCCCCUAAAAAUACAAGCAGAUGGAGGGAACCAUGUCGUGAAGAAACGACCCUUGAGAGAUGUGGAGCCAGGAAGAAGGUCGAUGGCGCAAUCACAGGAGCGUGAAUGCUAUCCAGACUCGGACUACCUGAAAACUGUGAGAAAACUCCUGAAGAAUAAUGGCACUGAAUGACACACAAUACACACUGCUGGAUGAAGGCAUAGUAAAGUGAACCCCUGGAAAGUCAAACAAUCUAUUCUAUUCUAUUCACUUUAUGGACUAGAUUUUUUGAUUCUUAAUUAUCAUAUAGUACUGACAGAGAGGUGUCUGAUUGAGCCCAGAUUUAUUCUGCAGUAAGAUUUAUACAGCCAGAGAUAUCAGCCAUUUCCAAAUUGCACACUUUAGGCCUGUAAAGCAAAUAAUUUGCCAAUAUGAUUGACAAGCUUUCAUAGUAAAAAUAUUCAAUAUUCAAUUUGAUAGUUUAGUAGUUUUUGCAAUCCUUCUAAAAAUUAAAUAAACAAAAGACAUGGGUGAAAAAAUAACCUCCAUUGCAAAAGGUUAUAAGCUCUAAAAGCUAAAACUAAGCUAAAAUGACUCCGCUUCUGGCAAUGUGAAAAGAGAUGAUAACCUUUUAGCAAGUUUACUUAUUUUCAAAAAACAAAAAAAAAGUAUUGAAACUUCACAAACACAAUUCAAAAUGCCAACAAGACUUAUCCACAGCGUAAAGUAGGAGGAUGAGUGGCCACACAUUAUAAGAUGAAAUGAUAUACAGAAAACAGUAAUUUCCUUUGGUCUAUGGAUUCAGGUCUUUCUAUUCACAUAACUCACAACAAACUUUAGUAUACUAAAAUACCGCAGGUCAUAUUUGAUUCCCAGCAUCUCGAAAGGUAUCUUCCAUCUACAGACAAAAGCAUAAAUCUCUCUAUUGAUAAAACAUCCUUUUUCACCCAACAUAACAACUUCAGAAAAACAGUGUUGUCCACAUAGAAAUAAAGGGAGGGUCAACCCUGACCGAUUUCACCAUAAUGCCUUUACUUGCCCAUAUCAAAGGUGAUUGAACAGUAUCUUGAUGUUGUAUUAGUGUGUCAGGAAUAUUUCCAAGGAGACAUAGAAGUAGAUUUGCAAACACCUGAUUCUCUAAUGCUGUGUAUCUCAAAUGUAUUUCAUUCACACUGGCAUUGAAGCCAGGUACCCAUGUGAGUUAUACAUUGGAGACACUCAGAUUUAUACUUGUGACGUCUAUUACUUUGAAUAUAUAUGUUUUUGUUAAUUAAUAUAAUUUAUAUGGUUAUGGGUUUUAUAUUAUACAUAUUGUUUUAUAAGCACGUUUUUACUUGUAUUGAAAAGUGCUAUACAUUUAACGUUAUUAUGAUUAUUAUCUCUACAUUUGUCUGAUGUACACCAAGAUGUUAACCAUGCCAGUUUGUCCAGAUGCAAAUUAACAUCUUUGAAUAACAUGUUUGUGCUCUUUAUAGUCAAAAAUAAAAUGUCCAAUCGGUUAGAAUCUA